Molecule: messenger RNA, 2991 nt
Organism: Fonsecaea nubica
Lineage: Eukaryota; Fungi; Ascomycota; Eurotiomycetes; Chaetothyriales; Herpotrichiellaceae
Exons: 1
Coding region: 1-2991 (996 amino acids)
Biological process (GO): vesicle-mediated transport; endosomal vesicle fusion; intracellular protein transport
Cellular component (GO): cytoplasm; fungal-type vacuole membrane
Molecular function (GO): protein binding
Source: RefSeq, a predicted model, not a curated record
AUGCUCUCGGCAUUCACCGCUCAGCCCAUUGUCGAGCUGAAGCAGCGUGACAAGUCAAAGAUCGAGUCCAUACUUUCUCACAGCGACCAACUGCUUGUCGGCCUUAACACGGGUGCCCUCCGCAUUUACAGAGUCAAAAGUCCUCCAUCGCGUUCCGCUGAAUCUGAUGAAGGCCAUGAAGGCCACGAGGCCACGACCGACGAACCACCUGCGAUAGCCAAACCUUCCGAACUGCUUCGAGAGUACGAGAAGUUCUCAAGAUACAAGAUCGAACAGCUUGCUGUUUUCCGCGAAGCGAACAUCCUGAUAUCUCUAAGCAAUGGUCUUGUCUCUAUCCAUGACCUAGGCACCUAUGAACUCAGUGAACAACUCAGCAAGACCAAAGGAGCUAGCACCUUUGCUGCCACAAGCAACAUCGUCAAGGACUCCUCAACUGGUGUGCCUACCCUUGUCAGCAGGUUAGCGGUUGCGGUAAAGAGAAGGCUCCUCAUCUGGACCUGGCAUGAUGGAGAGCUUGAGUCUGAGGCUGCUGAAGUCGCGCUGUCGCACAGCAUCAAGUGUUUGAGCUGGGCAACGGGCACAAAAGUUAUUGCUGGGCUGAGUGCAAACUAUGUCCUUGUUGACGUUGAGUCUCACCAGGUCAAGGACAUUAUCGGCCCUGGCAGUAUUGGUGGCACCCCUGGCCAAGAAAGCAGCAGACUGGGUGGCACAAUGAGCUAUAUUGGUAUGGGUUCAAUGGUCCCCGUACCGCUCGCAACUGGACUGGGAGAUGACGAGAUGUUACUGGCCAAGGAUGUCAACACCCUCUUCAUCGACCGCAACGGAGACCCCAUUACUCGACGUCAGGUUCCAUGGCGCUUGGCUCCUCAUGCGAUCGGAUAUUCAUAUCCUUACCUCCUCGCUUUACAAGAAGCUUCAAAAGGUGUCCUGGAAGUCCGGAACCCUAAAACGCUCACUUUACUUCAAUCGAUUGAUCUUCCUGGCGCGGUAUUACUCCAGGUUCCAAAUCCGAACAUCAGUCUUGCCCAUCAAGGGAAGGGAUUCCUGGUUGCCAGUGAACGCGUCAUCUGGAGAAUGCAAGGGCUAAAUUACGAUGCCCAGAUUGAUGCUUUGGUCGAAGGCGGUCAAUUAGAUGAGGCAAUCAGUUUGUUGGAGAUGAUAGAAGAGACUCUGAUCAAGAACAAAGCUGGAUGCUUGCGUGACAUCAAGAUACAGAAGGCUCGGCGCCUUUUCGACGAAAAGAAAUUCAGAGACGCGCUUGACCUGUUCGGCGAGGUCUCUGCCCCCCCUGAGCUUGUCAUAAAGCUAUAUCCCGCAGUCAUUGCAGGUGACCUUGCGAAUGAAGAAGUGAGUAGUGUCGUGGGGAAUGAAGCGGAGGCAAACAUCGAAGACAACCCCCAGACAUUGCCGCUGAAGACAGACGUCGCCCCAAGUCCUGCGAAAAGGGCAAAGACCAUAUCCUCAGAGGUCGAUGCGGCCAGCAUACAGAGCGUGAAAACUGCAGACCGCACAGGGGGAGAGAGCCUCUCGGAGAAAGAACUCAAAAGCGCUGCCCGAGAACUCCAGGCAUUCCUCGCCGACGUCCGUCGCCGCCUGCAACGAUUCUUCAACCCGGACCAGACGGUACGCAAUCUGUCUGAAGUCCAAAUGGCAGCCCAGUCCGAGGACAUCCGUCAGGUCACAGAGCAUCUUCUUGGGAUACCCACGCUGGAUGAUGUGGAUCUUGCAGACAAGCUGCUGGAUGUGGCCAAACUCGUUGACACCACCCUUUUCCGCGCGCACAUGUAUGCUACGCCUUCACUUGCAGGAUCACUUUUCCGCAUUCCCAACUUCUGUGAUCCCGAGGUUGUCAUGGCGAAGCUAGAAGAGACAGAACGGUACAAUGAUCUGAUCGAGUUUCUAUACGGAAAGAGACUGCACCGGCAGGCGCUGGAAAGGUUGCGAAAGUUCGGACAGGCGGAAAAGACUGAAGACAUCGAUCCCCUGCUGCAUGGACCUGCGAGGACGGUCUCAUACCUGCAGAAUAUGGGCCCAGACCUGAUUGAUAUGAUACUAGAGUUUGCCAGGUGGCCACUCGAGGUGGACCCAGCAAUGGCCAUGGAGAUCUUCUUGGGCGACACGGAAAACGCAGAGUCACUCCCACGGGAGAAAGUCCUCGCAUUCCUCGAGUCAGUCAACAUAGACUUGGCGUUACAGUAUCUCGAACAUGUGGUUGACGAAUGGGACGAUUUGACGCCUGAACUGCAUCAGCGGCUGGCUGCGCUCUAUCUUGAACGCUUAAAGGAUCCGGCAGCAACAAACCAAGACGACCUGCUCGAUAAAUUCCUAACACUCCUGAGGACGUCUGAUCAGUAUUCUCCCGCAAAAACCCUGGGAUUACUGCCUCGGGAUGAUCCAAUGUUCUAUGAGGCUCGAGCCAUCGUCUUCAGCAAGAUGGGCAACCACAAGCAAGCUCUGGAAAUCUAUGUCUUCAAGCUGCAUGAUCCCGGCAAAGCGGAGGAAUAUUGCAAUCAAACGCAUCUGGAGGCGACCAGCAAAUACUCCGGCAAGUCGGUGCCUAAGCGGAAACCGUCCACCACCGAUCCAGUUGAUGAGGAGCCUUCCAUCUAUCAUAUUCUCCUAAACCUCUAUUUAAACCCACCGAAAGGUGAGCAGGCACUGUUCGGGCCAGCCCUUGGGUUGAUGGCUCGCCAUGGACCGCGGUUGCCGGCAAGUUCGACGUUGGAGCUGAUCCCCGAAGAUUUGCUGGUGAAGGAACUAGAGUUCUACUUCCGCGGUAGGAUACGAAAUGCCAAUACUAUCAUGAACGAGUCGAUGAUAGUCUCGGGCCUGAGGAAAGUGGACGCUGUUCGAGUUCAAGCCACUUUGCUGCUGGGAGACCGUGUCCAGACCGGCGGUCGAGGGAGAAAAGUGAGGAUCGACGAAGAUCGAGUGUGUGGCGUCUGUUAUAAGCGACUUGGUGGCAGUGUGAUCAGUGUAUUUCCUGAGUGA